GCCAGAACCUCUCUGGUCCCGGAUCUACAGUCUGUUCUUUCUAAUGUUGUGGGGUAACAGACUAAUUAAGAGGGAGGUGACUUACCGCACGAGGAGACUAGGCGGGUUGGGUAUGGUCAAGCCAGUGGUAUUCGUAGUGAAUACCUUUUUAAAGACCAAUAUAUCAAACCUCUGGACAGAGAGGGCUCCUCCGUGGGUAGUCUCUUGCAGGAGAUGGUUUCAGCCUUUCUUCCAGGAAUGGGAGAGAGGCGGUCAAGUGAAGGAUCUUCGCACUUCACACGGGCAUCUCCCGACUUAUGCUGCACUGGUUCUGAAGGUCAUCAGGAAGUGGGGGCUGGGGAUGUGGGAGGUCGAUCCCCAGAAGAGCCGAAUACUUUGAUGUACGAGGAACGAGCUCCUUAGAAGUCACCAUUGUCUACAACCCCAGAGCUGUGACCCGACCCCAGAAGGGAGAGAAGUGGCCCCUAAAUAAGGACAUUAAAGUUGUGGUCUCCCCUUUAAAGGCCAGCACAGAACUCAAUGACAGCAAGGUUAAGGUUUCCUAUUAUGGCGGCCAAAGCAAAGAACCCUUGGGCUGCUCCAUGUUGUAUUUGACCAAUGUUGCUGUUUGUCUGGAUGUGGACAUCUUCCGUAUCGGAUCAGUGACACGUGGCGUCCGGGGGAAGGAUGUCUGGACCUGGGGCCGCGGUGGGAAGGGCGCCAUCUUACUGGUGAACUGUGACCGUGACCGUAACAUCUCCGGUAUCUCUGACAGAGAGGACACUGGGCCGCCCAACGCUGCUGAUGUGAAGGACAUGUCCCCUAUGGUCCUGACGGCCGAGGGACCCGACGAGAUCUUCGACGACUACAAAUUGACCAUGAAGGUCUCGUCCUCUGACGCCAAAAGACUGCGCGUGUAUCAGAAGAGACGGUAUGAGUACGCCCAUGUCCUGGGGAAGCAGAUUGACUCGUAUGAUGUGAGGAGAGACAACCUGGAUGACAUCACCUUCUAUGUGGAGGGGCUGGAGUUCCCCGACAUCGACUUCUCGGGCCUGGUGUAUAUAGACCUUACAUUUCACAAGGGCGAUGAUGGGAGCAAGAUCUUAACGGAGCAGGUGGUCUUCAGAGUGGCUCCAUGGAUCAUGACGCCAAACACUCAGAAGCCUCUGGAGGUCUACGUCUGCAAUGUAAAAACCAACUCGGAGUUUGUAAAACUUCUCUCAGACUUUGUGGACAAAACCCGGUGCCCCCUGAACAAGGUGACGCAAAGCGAGAACCGGGGGGACCAAUGGAUACAGGAUGAGAUGGAGUUCGGAUACACUGAGGCUCCUCACAAGCGUUUUCCAGUCGUCUUGGAUUCGCCAAGAAACAGAGGACUGAGGAACUUCCCAGUCUCAGAAGUUUUGGGACCGGACUUCGGACACGUGACGCGGGAGCCGGAUGACAGCAGCACCGUCACCACCCUGGACUCUUUUGGAAACCUGGAAGUCAGCCCCCCUGUGGUUGUCAAUGGGAAAGCCUACCCGCUGGGGAGAAUACUCAUCGGAGACGGGCUGAACAAGAGCAGCAUGCGCAUGAAUCAGGUCCUCAGAGAUUUCCUGCACGCGCAGCAGGUCCAGGCCCCCGUCUUCCUGUUCUCCACCUGGCUCUACGUCGGCCAUAUUGACGAGUUCAUGACCUUUGUGCCGGCGCCAAAUAGAAAGGGUUUUCGGCUCCUGCUGGCGAGUCCUCAGGCCUGUCUGGAUCUUUUUAGGAAGAAGCAGAAAGAAGGUCAUGGAGGUGCAGUCAUGUUUGAAGGAUUAAAUAGAGUCACUUACACCAUUGAUGACAUCUUGGCCAGUAAAAUCUUGUUGGAUUCCUCAAAGAUCUGUCAGGAGAGCAUUGACCAGAACCGGAAGAUCAUGAAGAAGGAGCUGGGACUGAGUGAGGACGACAUCAUAGACAUCCCCAUGCUGUACAAGUGCGACUCCGACAUGGAGAACGCAGAGUCCUUCUUCCCUAAUAUGGUGAACAUGCUCGUCCUGGGGAAGCAGCUGGGGAUCCCGAAGCCGUUUGGCCCCAAACUCUACGGGACCUGCUGCCUGGAGGAGAAGGUGCGCUCGGUGCUGGAGCCCCUGGGCCUGAACUGCACCUUCCUGGACGACUUCACUUCGUACCAUCAGUACCUGGGAGAAGUGCACUGCGGCACCAACGUGGUCAGGAAGCCCUUCUCCUACAAGUGGUGGGAGUGCAUAGUGUAACCCGGACCCUCAGUGUCACUUGUGUGCAGAGCGUCACACACCCAGCAACGCAGACCUACGGCUCAGCAACAUCACUAACUUUCUACACUAGUAAAGGGCGACCCCAACCUAAAGGGCAAUCCUUCCUCCGAGACGUGACUAGUCGCACACGUAUCGGCAAUGACCAAGAUUGUAUGUAUUCUAUAACAUGGGUCUCCAAACUGUGAACCUACAGCUGCUGCACAACUACAACUCCCAGCAUGCCCGGACAGCCAACGGCUGUCCGGGCAUGCUGGGAGUUAUAGUUGUGCAGCUGCCGCACACUUUGCUGACCUAUUAUUCUCAAUUAAUCGCAAACCCCCUCUGCUGGUCAUUACACACAUUACGGGCACAGGCUUAUCUAUGGAUAUUGUUGCCAAAAGCAGCACAACUACAACUCCCAGCAUGCCCGGACAACCAACGCAGGUGGCACACCCUCGAUAUAAUGUAUAAUAUAUUUAUAAUUGUGAUUAACAAUGUAUCAUAUUAUUCUAAUAAAAUUGUUAUCCAC
Molecule: messenger RNA, 2748 nt
Organism: Hyla sarda
Lineage: Eukaryota; Metazoa; Chordata; Amphibia; Anura; Hylidae
Product: protein-arginine deiminase type-3-like
Exons: 16
Coding region: 582-2219 (545 amino acids)
Cellular component (GO): cytoplasm
Molecular function (GO): protein-arginine deiminase activity; calcium ion binding
Source: RefSeq, a predicted model, not a curated record